Ziziphus jujuba (common jujube) is the source of this 5214-nucleotide messenger RNA. RefSeq names its product disease resistance protein At4g27190. Lineage: Eukaryota; Viridiplantae; Streptophyta; Magnoliopsida; Rosales; Rhamnaceae. The record is from RefSeq and is a predicted model, not a curated record. Gene Ontology annotation, molecular function: ADP binding; ATP hydrolysis activity.
AAAGAAAAAAAAAGGAAUAAUAACUUUUGUAUUAUUUUGGUGCCUUUAUGAUUGUCAUUACCAUCCAUUUCUAAGUUGUAUCAUUCAGCAAUUGAGUCCUUUGCCUGAGCCAUAGUACAGAUACCGAUCGAGAAGAGACUUGCCAAAUGCUUCAUUUUCUUGUUUUGACUUGUUCUUAAUUUCCAUUCCAGUUUGUACCAACACCUAAAUCCCCGGACCCCAGAUAAUUCUUUCCCCACAAGAAAAAAAGAAAAAAAAAAAAAAAACAGAAAAAAAAGAAAAAAAGAAAAAAAAGAGAGAUAGAAAGUCGAUAUACUAAAGAGCAAGCCUGCGUAUAUGGAGUUUAUUAUGAGUAUUGGGACUUGGAUUGCACAAGAAGUUGCUGAGUACACACUUAGACCAAUUGGACGCCAAGUUUGUUAUGUAGUUCAAUAUAAAACUAACAUAACAAGUCUACAUACUCAGGUUGACAACUUGGUUAAUCUCAAAAAUAGGGUGCAACAUUCUGUUGAUGAAGCUCUAAGAAAAAACGAAAUGAUCGAAGCUGAUGUAGAAAAAUGGCUCGAAAGUGUCAAUGUGGUCAUUGCAGAUGCAAACAAAUUCUUUGAAAAAGAACGCGGAGCAAAUAAUAAGUGUCUCCAUGGUUUGUGUCCAAAUAUAAAGCCAAGACAUGAGCUAAGCAGGAAAUCAACAAGAAUCGUGGAGGAGGUAGCUGAGCUCCAUAGAAGUGGAUCAGGAUUUACUUCUGUUUCAUACAUUCCUCAUCCACAUGGGAUAAAGACAACAUCUAUCACAAGUGUUCUUGAAUCAAGGGUCACAAUUGUGGACAGAAUCGUAGAGGAAUUGGCAAAUCCUAAUAUCAACAUGAUUGGGGUGUAUGGAUUGGGUGGUGUUGGGAAGACCACACUUGCCAAACAAGUUGGCGAGCAAGUUCAAGUGCGAAAAUUAUUUGAUGAGGUAGCUAUGGCAGUUGUGACACAAAAUCCUGAUCCAUAUAGAAUUCAAGGAGAAAUUGCUGAUCUGCUAGGAUUGGAGUUAAAACAAGAAACCAGAGCUGGAAGAGCAUCGGCUUUGAAUAAUAGGAUUUCAAAAGACAAGAAGAUUUUGAUAAUCUUAGAUGAUGCUUGGAAAAAACUUGAUUUGGUGGAUGUGGGACUUGACCCUAUUGGCAAUUGUAAAAUCUUGUUUACUUCAAGAAGUCGAGAAAUAUUGUCAGAAAUGGGCACACAGAAAGAAUUUAGGCUUGAAGUGUUACCUGAGGAGGAAACUUGGAGUUUAUUUGAGAAGCAGGCAGGUGUUGUUGUAAAAGAUCCCGCUAUAAGGAAUGUAGCGGUUGAAGUAUCCAAAAGAUGUGGAGGUUUGCCGGUUCUAAUCAUCACUGUCGCAAGUUCUUUAAGAAAUAAAAGCUUACAUUCAUGGAAAGAUGCCUUGAGAUGCCUAAAAAGGUUGGAUAAGGAUGGAAUGCAACAAAAAGCAUUCUCUGCUCUAGAGUGGAGUUACAGCCAGCUACGCGAUAAUGAGACAAAGUUAUUGUUCUUGUUAUGUGGAAUGGUUCUGGACAAAAAUACCAUUUUCAUCAAUGAUUUGCUUAAAUACAGUUUUGGUUUGGAUAUGUUUGAAAAUGUCGAUACGUUGAGUGAAGCGCAAGAUAGAUUGCAUUCACUGGUUGAUUGCCAAGAUGCUUGUCUGUUGCUUGAUGGCGAUGAUAGUCAGCAUGCCAAAAUGCAUGAUCUUGUAAGGGAUGUUGCUCUCUCCAUUGCUUCCAAAGAGCAACAAGUCUUUUCACUAGCAUAUGGAAAUGAUUUGAAAGAAUGGCCGAGAGAGGAUUUCCUUAAGAAUUGUACUAAAAUCUCUUUGCCUUUCUGCACUGUCCCUGAGCUUCCUACAAAGUUUCAAUGCCCAAAGCUAGAAAUGUUUUUGUUUCAUAAUUACCAGUCAGAACCGAAAGUCCCAAAUAGUUUCUUUGAAGAGAUGAAAGAGCUCAAAGUGCUUGUUUUAACCAAACUUUCUGAACUUUCACUACCUCCAUCUCUUCAUUCCUUAACAAAUCUUCACACAUUAUGUCUAGAUGGAUGCAGCAACUUGGGAGAAAAUGACAUAGUUCUAGUUGGAAGGCUAAGCAAUUUAGAAGUACUUAGCUUGAAAAGUUUGAGCUUUCAUAAGCUGCCCAAGGAAAUAGGGCAAUUGACUUGUCUGCGCUUGUUGGAUUUGAGCCAUUGCUCUAAUCUCGAAGUUAUUCCACCGAAUGUGAUAUCAAGCUUGAGCAUAUUAGAAGAGUUGAAUAUGAAAGAAAGCUUUGACAAAUGGAAAGCCGAAGGAGUCACUGUAGGGGAAGAAAGAAAUGCUAGUGUUUCAGAGCUAAAGCACUUGUCUCAGUUGACAACAUUGAAUGUGCAUGUUCCGGAUGCAAGCCUUUUGCCAGCAAACUUAUUCUCUAGCAAGUUAGAAAGUUUCAUAAUAUCCAUUGGUAGUGGAUGGAGUAUAUACAAUCUUCGAUCUGAUGUCUCGAAGAUGCUAAAACUUGGGCUCACAAGAAAUCAAUUGGAUGAGAGUUUGAAGAUGCUAGUUAAGAAAUCUGAAGAUGUGUGCUUGACUUUUUUGGAAGAUGAUGACGAUGCUAAUAAUAUUAAUAUGAUUCCUGAACUGGACGGUGGAGAAGGUUUUCCACAAAUGAAACAUCUAGACAUCCAAAGGACUCCUAGUAUUAAACAUGUCAUAGAGUCAACUCAUUUGAAUUCUUCUUCUCAUCCUGCUUGCUUCCUCAACUUGGAGUCACUAUCUCUAAGUGAGCUCAUCAAUUUGGAAAGUAUAUGUUAUUUUCAGCCCAGAAUAGAGUCUUUUGGAAAAUUAAGAAUCAUAGAAGUUGAUAACUGUCCUAGAUUGAGGAAUCUUUUCCCAGUUCAUGUGGCCAAGUAUAUCUUCUUGCACCUUCAGGAACUAGAAGUGAAGUCUUGUGGAAUAAUGGAGGAGAUAUUAGUAGAGGAAAAAGAAGAUAGUAAUUUCGAUAUUGAUCAAGUAACAUUUCCCAUUGAAUGUUGUCAAUUACAAUCUUUGAAACUCUCCUCUCUUCCGCAGCUAGUCUGUUUCUCCUCUGAAAGCAACAUGGCGGCUACAUCUAUGCAACUGUUCAAUUGGAAGGUUGUAUUUCCCAAUUUGAAGGAAUUGUCAAUCUAUUACCUGUCUAAGCUGGCAAGCAUAUGGAGUUCUUCAAGAUUAUCAGCCACUCAUGAUCAUCGGUUGGAUAACUUUCGAAAUUUGCAUAAAGUAGAAAUCGAGGGGUGCACGAAUUUGAAAUAUGUUUUUUCUGCUUCUGUGGCCAGAGGUCUUGAGCAGCUGGUGAAGCUAAAGGUAGAAAGUUGCAUGGCGAUAAAGGAAAUCAUUGCAAAGGAAGAAGAUGAUCAGAAUCAGGAACUAAUCCUUGAGUUCAUGUUCCCAAAACUACAAACCCUUCAACUUCUACAGCUGCCACAACUUAGAAAGUUCUAUCCAGGAAUGUAUACUUCCAAGUGGCCCUCAUUGGACUAUCUUGUGAUUUUUGGAUGUGAGAAAAUUGAAACUUUUGCAGCCCAUAUUUCAACUUUCCAUCACACCACUACUACUCCUUUCUUUUUCAUUGAAAAGGAUUCAUUCCCCAAGUUGACUGUAAUGUCGUUUAGCGGAAAGGAGAUUUUGUAUGGUCCACUCCCUCCAGCAAAGUGUUUUCCCACAUUAACAGAUCUUAAUCUGUCUUGUGUACACUUUACCUCAGCUGAUUUUCCAUUUGCUUCUCUUGACAAGUUACCAUGUCUGCAAAAGAUUGAUGUGUACCGAGCUUUUUACAAAGUUUUAUUCAUGGAACAACAAACACCUAAAGGGCAGAUUAAUAAUGGGGGAGACUUUGCAGCUUUAACAUACUUGAGGCUUUUUAAAUUACCCAAGCUGGUGUAUCUGUCAGAUGCCAACAAGUCCAACUCCAACUCCAGCUCCCACUCCCACCGUGCAGCUGAUGAUCAUCGGCCACUUGUACUUUUCCCAAACUUGGAAGCUCUGAUAGUGGAGGAGUGUCGUAGAUUGAAGAAUCUACAAUCAUCAGCAAUCUCAUUCCACAAUCUAACAUGUUUGUCUAUAGAUUUAUGUGACGGGAUGAGAUAUUUGUUUACUGGUUCCAUUGCCGCAACUGGUUUGAACCAACUCAAAACUUUGGCGGUUAAAAGUUGUAAAAGGAUGACAGAAAUAGUAUCCACCACCAGAAGGGAUGGAGAUGGGGAUGAAGACCCACCAGCAGCAUCAGCAGCAGCAGCAGCGGGAGGAAGUAUAACCAUUCUCAGCCGCUUGAAAGAUUUGUCACUUACAAAUCUACCAAGUCUUUCAGGGUUUUGCUCCAGAAAUUCGAUGCUUAAUGUCAAACUUCCAUCCUUGGAAACCUUAAGCGUUUCUGAGUGCUGCCUUGAGAUGGAGAUUUCCCCUGAUGGAACACUCAUUGUAACUCUUGAUCCUACAAACCAAGCUCAAAGACUAGCACAGAUAGCAGAAGAAGGUGAAGAACAAGAUGAUGAAAAAAUUGUACGAGACUAGCAUUAGAUGAAAUGCAUUAUUCAUUCCGUAGUAAGCAGGCAUUGAGUGAUUUCAUGAGCGAGCUGACUAAUUUGAAAAUACAUACAGGAUUUUUAUAGGUAAGUGUCAUGAACUUUAUAACAAAAUCACAAUCAAUAUUCUAGAAUUUCUUCUAUUAAUUAAUAUCAAAUUUACAUCAAAGAAUUUUUGUAAACCAAAACAAUAGGAUUAAUAUUUGAUGCAGAUUCUAGAUCAAAACAUUUACAUAUUGCCUUUCAACGAAAGAUCGACUUGGUUAAAAAAGUCUGUACUGCUUUUGUCCUACUGCAGUAAUCUGUAACAAGGUGGAUGAAAAUUUGGUGUAAAAUUGCAGGUUCUUGAGUGCCGAUUCAGCUCACUUUGCUGUUUGCAUAAGGCUGUAAUAAAGCAAGAAAUGACUAUUUCUUAAUAUUUGUGAGAGAGAUUGUGAACGACACAAUUCGAUCAAAUUGGGAGACCUUUGCACUCAUUAAUUAUUUUAUUUUAUGCAUACAAGUUUCACAGUACGGCAACUGAAGGAAUCCAAGAAAAAAGAGUCGGUAAAAAACAAAAAAGUUUAUAUUUUCACUAGCAUUGCUUGGUUAAAUUGAUUCUGAUCUUGUAGUCAUACUGUUGUAGGACUAGUUAUACAUAUAAAUGCAA